ACAUUCAUGUGCCUUUUACCAAAAAGUUAAUUUAAAAUUAAAUUGACCGUCUUCUUCUCAGUGCUCUUCCGCUCCAUCACAGUACUCCGUGACCGUCUUCUUCUCCCUCGCCCUAAUUUCAACUCUUCGUCACUCGGUAUCACCCUCGCAGCCAGGGCUUUACAACUUCGGAUUGGGAAUUCGCGAGAUGAAGCUAACGCCGAGAGAGGUCGAGAAGGUUGCUCUCCAUAACGCCGGGUUUCUCGCGCAGAAGCGCCUUGCUCGCGGACUCAGGCUCAAUUACCCCGAGGCCGUGGCGCUUAUAGCAACACAGAUUUUGGAAUUUGUUCGUGAUGGUGACAAUACAGUAGCAGAGUUGAUGGAUAUUGGGAAACAAUUAUUAGGAUGGAGACAAGUUCUUCCAGCUGUUCCACAUCUUUUGCAUACUGUGCAGGUUGAAGGGACCUUUCCAGAUGGAACAAAGUUAAUCACCAUCCAUGAUGCAAUAGCUAGUGAAAAUGGAAAUCUGGAGCUAGCUUUACAUGGUUCUUUUCUUCCAGUGCCUUCAAUAGACAAAUUUCCCGACAUGCUAGAUUGUAGAAUUCCUGGUGAGCUAAGUCUUGGAAGCAAAUCUAUUACACUUAAUCUUGGAAGGAAAGCAGUAACCCUCAAAGUCUGUAACAGAGGAGACAGGGCAAUUCAGGUUGGCAGCCACUAUCACUUUAUUGAGGUGAACCCCUGCUUAGUUUUUGAUCGGAGGAAAGCACUUGGCAUGCGGUUGAAUAUACCAGCAGGCACAGCUACACGAUUUGAGCCAGGGGAUACAAAACAAGUCACUCUUGUAAGUAUUGGAGGUAAUCAAGUGAUGAGAGGAGGAAACAACAUUGUUGAUGGUCCUGUUAAUGUUGCCAAUAUUGCAUCAAUAAUGGAUGGUGUAAAGACAAGAGGAUGUCAUCAUUCUGAAGAACCACAAGCCAGUGAAGGUUUUGUUUCAGAACGAUCUUUUGCCUGCACAAUUUCUCAUGAGGCCUAUGUUAACAUGUAUGGUCCUACCACUGGUGACAAGGUUCGGCUUGGUGACACAGACUUAUUUGCAGAAAUUGAAAGAGAUUAUGCAUGUUAUGGUGAUGAAUCUAUAUUUGGAGGUGGAAAAGUUGUAAGGGAUGGAAUGGGGCAGGCUUGUGGAUAUUCACAAGCUGACUGUCUAGAUACUGUCAUUACAAAUGCUGUGAUAAUUGAUUAUACUGGAAUUUUCAAGGCAGAUAUUGGUAUUAAAGAAGGUCUUAUAGUUUCACUUUGCAAAGUAGGCAACCCAGACAUCAUGGAUGGUGUACCGUGCAACAUGGCAAUUGGGGUUAACACUGAGGUUAUUGCUGGUGAGGGAAUGAUUGUAACAGCAGGGGCCAUAGACUGCCAUGUGCACUUCAUAUGCCCUCAAUUGGCAUAUGAAGCAAUAUCAAGUGGCAUCACAACAUUAGUGGGAGGAGGAACAGGACCUGCUGAUGGGACACGAGCAACUACUUGUACGUCAGCACCUUCACACAUGAAGCUAAUGCUACAAUCUACCGAUGACCUGCCACUAAAUUUUGGUUUUACUGGCAAGGGAAAUAGUGCCAAAUCAGAUGGGCUUCAUGAAAUAAUUAGUGCUGGGGCAAUGGGCCUGAAGCUCCAUGAAGAUUGGGGAUCAACUCCUGCUGCAAUAGACAACUGCUUGGCUGUUGCAGAACAAUAUGACAUUCAGGUUAAUAUCCACACCGACACAUUGAAUGAGUCUGGAUUUGUGGAGCACACAAUUGCUGCAUUUAGGGAUAGAACAAUCCACACCUAUCACAGUGAAGGGGCAGGUGGUGGUCAUGCUCCAGAUAUAAUAAAAGUUUGUGGGGUAAAAAAUGUUCUGCCUUCAUCAACAAACCCGACUCGUCCUUUCACUUCAAAUACUGUAGAUGAGCACCUUGACAUGCUGAUGGUAUGCCAUCACCUUGAUAAGGACAUUCCAGAGGAUGUAGCCUUUGCUGAAUCACGAAUACGGGCUGAAACGAUUGCUGCAGAAGAUAUUUUGCAUGAUAUGGGGGCAAUUAGCAUUAUAGCUUCAGAUUCACAGGCUAUGGGUCGCAUUGGAGAGGUUAUCAUCAGAACUUGGCAAACUGCUCACAAGAUGAAGUUAGUAAGAGGAUCUGUUGAAUCAAGUGGAUUAGACAAUGACAACCUCCGGAUCAGACGAUAUAUUGCGAAGUAUACUAUAAAUCCAGCUAUAGCUAAUGGGUUUGCUGAAUUUGUAGGUUCAAUAGAGGUGGGUAAGUUGGCUGAUCUUGUUAUUUGGAAACCAGCAUUCUUUGGGGCAAAACCUGAAAUGGUAAUCAAAGGUGGCACAAUUGCAUGGGCUAACAUGGGCGAUCCAAAUGCGAGCAUACCAACUCCUGAACCGAUGAUUAUGAGGCCCAUGUUUGGAGCAUUUGGCAAGGCCGCCGGUGGUAAUUCAAUUGCUUUUGUCAGCAAGGCCGCAGUUGAAAAAGGGAUAAAAGCCCAGUAUGGGCUCAACAAGAGGGUUGAAGCUGUAGGCAAUGUGAGGAGGCUCACCAAACUUGACAUGAAGCUUAACGAUGCCCUUCCAAACAUCAAGGUAGAUCCAGAGACAUACACAGUGACAGCAGAUGAUGUGGUUCUGACCUGUAAUGCAGCUACAACAGUUGCCCUUUCUCGAAACUAUUUUCUCUUUUAGGCAUCACCAUAUAGUGGCUCUGUUUCACUGACUUGUUCUGCCUGACCUGUGUUGUAACUCGUAACACUAUCUUUCGUUGUCUGUUUUGAUGUUUUGCUAAUGUUUCUUUAGAAUUAGAACACCUGUUGUUGUGUUGAACCUUUAUGAGGAUAUUUCCACUAGAGCAGCUAGUUAAGAAAUGCUGGGAAUAAAGUGUAGUUAUUUACCUUCUCAUA
Molecule: messenger RNA, 2913 nt
Organism: Diospyros lotus (date-plum)
Lineage: Eukaryota; Viridiplantae; Streptophyta; Magnoliopsida; Ericales; Ebenaceae
Product: urease
Exons: 19
Coding region: 188-2698 (836 amino acids)
Biological process (GO): urea catabolic process
Cellular component (GO): urease complex
Molecular function (GO): urease activity; nickel cation binding
Source: RefSeq, a predicted model, not a curated record